ACAGAAGGAAGGCGCGGUGGUUGCAGACAGACUUUCCCACAGGAAUGAAGCUGCAGGUCGCCCGGGCUCUGGCCUCUUCACUUCCCUCUGGGCUGUGGCUCCUCUGCGGUCAGUCGGUCGGUCCCAGAGCUGCUUCGCUGAGGGGCUGGGCUGUAACGUCCUGGGAUGGGAAGAGCGGGGCUGAAGGCGGAUACAUGAAGACCCCAGCGACCACGGCCCUGGCCCUUUGUCGUGGACGAGACUCCGUGUGGGGCCCCGCAGCCCUGUGCUGACUGCGCUCGCUGUGACCCAGGACUCGGGACAAUGAGUCUCGUGGGCGACCAAGGGCCAUCGGAGAGCAUCUUUGACCUGGACUACACCUCCUGGCAGAUCCGUGCCACGCUGGUGGCCGCCGGCUUUGCCUUCUACCUGGGCGUCUUCGUGGUGUGCCACCAGCUGUCAUCCUCUCUGAACGCCACGUACCACUCCCUGGUGGCCAAGGAGAAGGUCUUCUGGAACCUGGCAGCCACGCGGGCCGUGUUUGGUGUGCAGAGCACAGCCGCGGGUCUGUGGACGCUGCUGGUGGACCCGGUGCUGACGGCCGACAAGGCGCACGCCCAGCAGAGCUGGUCCUGGUUCCACGUGGCCACGGCCACCGGCUUCUUCCUCUUCGAGAACUCGGCCCUGCACCUGUCCAAUGCGCUCUUCCGCACCUUCGACCCCUUCCUGGUGCUCCACCACCUCUUCGCCUUCCUGGGCUUCCUGGGGCUGGCGGUGAACCUGCAGGCCGGCCACUACCUGGCCAUGACCACGCUGCUGCUGGAGGCCAGCACGCCCUUCACCUGCGUGUCCUGGAUGCUGCUGAAGGCUGGCUGGGCCGACUCCCUGCUCUGGAAGGCGAACCAGUGGCUGAUGAUCCACAUGUUCCACUGCCGCAUGGUGCUCACCUACCACAUGUGGUGGGUGUGCGCGCAGCACUGGGAGGGCCUGCGGGGCACCCUGCACCCGCCGCACCUGGCGCUCUUCCUCCUGGGCAUGAGCCUCCUGACGCUGGUGCUCAACCCCUACUGGACCCACAAGAAGACGCAGCAGCUCCUCAGCCCCGUGGACUGGAACUUCGCAUCGCAGCAGCCCCGGGGCCACGCCCCGCCCAGGGCCAACGGCCAGGUGCCCCCGAAGAAGGGGCAGUAGCCGCUGGGAGCCCCCUGCCUCCCCACGCCCAGCGCUGACAUCGUGGCGGGGCUGUGCCCAGCGCUGCUCCAAAGAGAGGGCUUGGUGGUGCAUUAGUAUUAAUUCCCAAGUCGCCACCAAGCGCCUCCGACGUGACUGCCUUUAGGGGCAGAACUCCGCCUACUGUUGCCUUGUCUGCAGUGGUUCCUUCCUGGGAGCCCACCCUGGGGGCGAGCUGGUCAUGGAAGGUUCCGGGGAGGCGGGGCUGGGUUCGAGUGCAGGCCAACCGGCUUUCUUGCCCUCGCCUUGCUGGGCCUCACAGACAAAGGAGGGCGGUCUCACCGGCAGGCAGGUGGGAGGAGCCCAGCCACCUGUCUGUGGGGGAAACGCCCCGCCCUGGGUCUCCUCAGCCUUCAACCCGCUCUGUUCAGACCUUGUCUGUCCCCUUGGAAGGACUCGCCCCGACAUAGAAAACCGUGGGACUGGUCUCCUCCUUACAAGUUCCCAGGGCGAGACUGUCCAGCCGGUGCAACAGUGCCCUCUAGGGGCCGCGCUGCAGGGGCACCCUGUGGGAGCACCCGGCCCGAUGGGGGGUUGAGGGAAGUCUCGCAGGUUUUUUAAGGAAGCUGUACAAAACCAGAAUCAUGUGUUCACAAUGAAUUGCUCAGUUGACAAAAUAAGGAAGAUACUUAAUCAUC
Myotis brandtii (Brandt's bat) is the source of this 1847-nucleotide messenger RNA. It is a transcript of the gene CLN8, whose product is annotated as ceroid-lipofuscinosis, neuronal 8. The transcript has 3 exons. Gene Ontology annotation, cellular component: membrane; endoplasmic reticulum. NCBI's taxonomy places the organism in Eukaryota, Metazoa, Chordata, Mammalia, Chiroptera, Vespertilionidae. The record is from RefSeq and is a predicted model, not a curated record. The coding region runs from base 304 to 1170 and encodes 288 amino acids. Gene Ontology annotation, biological process: lipid homeostasis.